AGAUAACAUACUCCUGGCUGCCGUUGCAGUGCAUGCACAGUGGUUGUUGGAAUAACUACUUUUCAUCUAUCUAGCCUCCCCGGUGGACAUCGUUCUUUGAUCUUCUGUGGCCAACUCAAUCGAGGACCAUGAAGAGUAGUUCGAGCCUCUACUCGAAAAUACUCGUGUGGGUAUUCUAUCUGCCCGCCAUUCUUCUUCUUCUCCUUCCGUCGAGGGCCGCCGCGUUGGAGGAGAAUUGCACGGAUUUCCAAGGAGCGAUCGUUCGACACGGUCUCCUUUAUGUACCAGGACCUGCGGUUUGCAGUCUCUGCGUCUGUUACCAUUCGGAACCAAUGUGGUGUCAGUCCAUCUUCUGCACACCACCUUACAGAUGCAAGAAGUUUCGGGUCGGCGAACGAUGCUGUGAAUUCGAAUGUCUGGACGAUAUUGAUACGAAUUGGACAGGGCCUGAUCUGAUUAUUGCAAACGGUUCCUCCAGGAUUCAAGAACAAGGAAUAUUCUGGCUGAUGAGUUUAAUAAUGCUGUUAAGAGCGUUCUAAUUUUUUAACGAGGAUCCAGAUGGCGUCGUCGAUGGAAUUCGGUCAUUAUGGAAUACCACGGCGAAUAUGGACCAGUAAAGGAUUAAAGAAGGUACGAUAUAAUAUGAUGAUGAAAUAUCGCGUUUGUACCUGUUGAUUAUACCUCGAGAAAUAACGUGCUAUAAUUAUGAAAGUUUCUUGCAAAUUUU
Messenger RNA from Apis florea (little honeybee), 727 nucleotides. RefSeq lists its product as uncharacterized. Gene Ontology annotation, cellular component: membrane. Lineage: Eukaryota; Metazoa; Arthropoda; Insecta; Hymenoptera; Apidae. The record is from RefSeq and is a predicted model, not a curated record.